AUUCUGUACAGCUCUGAGAGAAAAAUAUACCCAAAUAAUACGCGUUAAAGAUGAGCAACAUAUACAUUCAAGAGCCACCCACGAAUGGAAACAUGUCAAACUCAUAUUCAUGGAAAAUAAUGUCUUGCUGAAGACCUCCGCGGGUGAUAUUGAUAUAGAGCUCUGGUCUAAGGAAGCUCCCGAGGCGUGUAGAAACUUCACUCAGCUCUGUAUGGAGGGUUACUAUGAUGGCACAGUCUUUCAUCGCGUGGUGCCAGAAUUCAUCGUUCAAGGAGGAGAUCCCACAGGCACUGGGACGGGCGGGGAGUCCAUCUACGGUUUUAAAGUUGGUCCUGACUUUUGUGAAGAAUUGGUUAUUUAGAAGAUUAAGACAAGGUAGUAUAAGAAUGUGCUGGAAAGCAUUGUAAAGGUUACUGUUUUUAACUGUUUGGGUUUCUCAAUGCAGGAUGAAUUUCACAUGAGGUUUGGUUGCUAUGGCAAACGCAGGACCUCAUGAUGAUGGGAGCCAGUUCUUCUUCACUCUUGGACGGGCCGAUGAACUCAACAACAAACACACCAUUUUUGGAAAGGUGAUGUUUCACAAAAUGUUUAAGGUUUUAUGACCUGU
This is a messenger RNA of Cyprinus carpio (common carp), 607 nucleotides long. RefSeq names its product spliceosome-associated protein CWC27 homolog. Lineage: Eukaryota; Metazoa; Chordata; Actinopteri; Cypriniformes; Cyprinidae. Bases 110 to 361 code for a protein of 83 amino acids. The transcript has 3 exons. The record is from RefSeq and is a predicted model, not a curated record.